Molecule: messenger RNA, 1095 nt
Organism: Clavispora lusitaniae ATCC 42720
Lineage: Eukaryota; Fungi; Ascomycota; Pichiomycetes; Serinales; Metschnikowiaceae
Gene: PEX7
Product: Pex7p
Biological process (GO): protein import into peroxisome matrix
Cellular component (GO): cytosol; peroxisomal matrix
Molecular function (GO): protein binding
Source: RefSeq, a predicted model, not a curated record
AUGCUCUCGUUCCGAACCACAGGCUACAACGGCUACGGCGUGCGGUACUCGCCAUUUUUCGACAACAAGUUGGCGGUGGCGACCGCAGCCAACUACGGGCUCGUUGGAAACGGCCGGCUCUACGUGCUAGCCAUCGACAACGCGGGCCAGAUCCACCAGGAGGCGGCGUUCGACACGCAGGACGGCCUUUUCGACGUGGCCUGGAGCGAGACCCACGAAAACCAGGUGGCCGUGGCGGCCGGCGACGGCCUGGUCAAGCUCUUCGACCUCGGCGCCGGCCGUUUCCCCGUGCGCAACUACAAGGAGCACACGCGCGAGGUGUUUUCCGUCAGCUGGGGCGGCGUCGACAAGGGCAAGUUUGUCACGCUGUCGUGGGACGGCACCAUCAAGGUGUGGACGCCCACGCGGCAGGAGUCGUUGCUUACGUUGAGCGCCAGCGAAGACGCCAGCACCAAAGUGGCUCCGCCCUUGGCGGCGGGCGCGAAGCCGGGCGUCGACACCGCCAACUGCGUGUACGCCGCGCACUUCUCGCCGCACUCGCCGCAAACCAUUCUCAGCUGCUCGGGGUCGUCGCGCUUGCAGACGUGGGACUUGCGCCAGCCGCGCCCGCUUGUGCUAGACUUUGUCGCCCACGGCGGCCUCGAGUGCUUGCUGUGCGACUGGAACCGCUACCGCCCGUCGGUGGUGGCGUCCGCCGGAACAGACAAGGCGGUGCGCGUGUGGGACUUGCGCAUGGUGGCGCAGAUCGACCUGCCCAGCCUGGCACAGCCCAUGCCCGCCUACCACACACGCGGGCCCACGCCGCUCAACGAGCUUCUAGGCCACGAGUUUGCCGUGCGCCGCGUCAGCUGGUCGCCGCACAGCGCCCAAGAACUCAUGUCGGUGGCGUACGAUAUGACGGCGCGCGUGUGGGUGGACCGUGCGGACGAGCGCGCGCGGUUUUUGGGCGCGGGCGCCAGCGGCUGCCGCGGCGUCAUGCGGGCGCACCGCGAGUUUGUGGUGGGCUGCGACUACAGUCUUUGGGGCGAGCCGGGCUGGGCGGCGACCGCGGGCUGGGACGAGAUGGUCUACGUGUGGGACACGAAGCGUGUGUAA